Messenger RNA from Meloidogyne enterolobii, 311 nucleotides. Lineage: Eukaryota; Metazoa; Nematoda; Chromadorea; Rhabditida; Meloidogynidae. The record is from the annotation of a GenBank genome assembly.
UUCCAAAGAAAAUGAAAUAUCGAAAAAGAUUGUUUGCAAUGGAUGAAUACGAGUUAAAAGCAGCUCUAGAGUCAUUGUUACCUGAUCAAGUGGUUGAGGGAGCUAAAAAGGAAACAAUGCAAGAAGAAUUAGUACAAUGGAUCCUUUCCGAAGGUCUAACAGCUCGACACGAAUUUUUAUUUUAUAAGGAAGAAGGCCCUCCAACACCUGGAACUGAGGAAGGGGAAAUAAAUAAUAAUUUAGAAAAUAUUCCAAGAAUAUGGCUAUUAAAUAAAAGGGCAAAAGGCUGUCCUUGUUGUGAAGGUAAAUAA